CUAGCGGGCUGCAAGGCCUGUGCGGGCGGAGGGCAGGGAGGCGGGGCGGCUUCCGCUUCCGGGUCGUGGCUGGGGCCGGGGGGGCCUCGCUGCAGCUGCUGCAACCGCCAUCACCGCGAUGCCGAAAGGAGGUAGAAAAGGAGGCCACAAAGGCCGAGCGCGACAGUAUACAAGUCCUGAAGAGAUUGAUGCACAGCUCCAAGCAGAGAAGCAAAAGGCAAGGGAAGAAGAGGAGCAAGAAGAAGGUGAAGGAGCAACAGGGGACCCAAAAAAGGACAAGAAGUCUUUAGAUUCAGAUGAGAGUGAUGAAGAUGAUGAAGAUUAUCAGCAAAAGCGCAAAGGAGUGGAAGGGUUGAUAGACAUAGAGAAUCCCAAUCGUGUAAUUCAGACAACCAAAAAAGUAACUCAGCUGGACCUGGAUGGACCCAAGGAACUCUCACGACGAGAGCGAGAGGAAAUAGAGAAACAAAAGGCGAAAGAAAGAUACAUGAAAAUGCACCUAGCUGGUAAAACAGAGCAAGCCAAGGCGGAUCUUGCCCGACUAGCCAUCAUUCGGAAGCAAAGGGAAGAAGCUGCCAGGAAGAAAGAAGAAGAAAGAAAAGCAAAAGAUGAAGCGGCCAUGGCAGGUAAAAGACUGCAGUCACUAUCCCUUAACAAGUAAGCACAGGACACGCAAGAGGAGGAAACGCCAGGGAUCCGUGCCUGGUGCCUGCCAGGAACUCUGUCGUGUUGCAUACCAUAGAUGCCACGUAGGGUGUACUGCGGCAUCGAAGUCACCUUCACCUCCAAGAGACACUGACAAUGUGUUUUGUCUUCAUCCUGGCACAAUUUCCAUUUGGGGUUAGGGGCAGCUGCUAUCCUCGGUGCAAAACUGUGCUGAACAGCAAUUCUCUGUAACAGUUUGAAAACCUGAAUGUUUUUGCUGUUUUUAGGUCUAAAAACUCAUAGAACGGGAAUGGGGGGUGGGAUGGGAUGGGAGGGGGCAUGGGGAGGAGGGAGCUGUGUGGGAGGGGAGAUGCUUCAACUAUUAGACUGCAAGAAAAUAGAUUGUGGGGUCAUUGUGGGGUGGGGUGCGUGGGGUGGGGAGCUUUGACUUGCUCAUGAAAACCCAAAGGAUAAGGUAUCUGUGGAAUUCUUUUGGGCAGACAGCCCUUAAACUUUUACUGCAGGGUGUUGCAGUGUAAUCUGGGAGCCUGACUUCAUGGACAUCUGGGCUGUUCUGUUCCUUCCCAUUUUCACCCCUCCUUUCUCACAGCCAUUCUCUCCCCCUUUUCUCUCCUCUUGGUUAUUUUUUGUUUUCUUCACCUGAUUAGGGAUAGUGCCAGUUUUUAACCACAUUAUCCUUUGUUUAAAGGAAAACAGGUAUAUGUAUCAUGAAUUGUAUUGGACCCAGAUGGAAAAAAAGCCCAAACCCACCUUGAUGAAGUUAAAAAAAAGAAAGGAAAAACAACUGAACUUGUAUAUUUGGCUGAUUAAAAUGUAAACGAUCAGAACUGC
Coturnix japonica (Japanese quail) is the source of this 1497-nucleotide messenger RNA. It is a transcript of the gene PDAP1, whose product is annotated as PDGFA associated protein 1. The record is from RefSeq and is a predicted model, not a curated record. Lineage: Eukaryota; Metazoa; Chordata; Aves; Galliformes; Phasianidae.